UUAACACAGCGCAGAGCAGAGCUGGCGGUCACAGUUGUGUCCUGGAUUGUAGCAGAGAGAGUUAUAUAGAGAGAGAGAGCAGCCCUCCUGCAGCCUGUUAGCCCACCACCACCACCAUGGAUGUCAAACUGCUGACUCUGACGGCUCUCCUGGCCGUGGCCACACAUGUACCAACCUCCAACGCCAAGCCCAUCAGUCUGGUAGAGCGGUGCUGGUGUCGUUCCACUCUCAGCACGGUUCCUCAGCGGUCCAUCAAAGAGCUCAAAUUCCUCCACACACCCAACUGCCCCUUCCAAGUCAUUGCCAAGCUGAAGAACAACAGGGAAGUUUGCAUCAACCCAGAGACCAAGUGGCUGCAGCAGUACUUAAAGAAUGCCAUUAACAAGGUGAAGAAAAACAGAAGACGCAAUAACAAGAAAAACUAAAAACAAGGGAAGACUUGUAUGUCGCCAGACCUGGCAUCCCCGAGUUGAACCUGUAUACCUCCCUAUCACUGCUAUGGAUGUAUGUAAACACGCUGUAUGUACCUGUCCACCUCUCUGGACCGCUUGCAGAACCAGCACUUCACCGCCAAACCAUGCAGUCCCCAGCACCGCCACCAAUCCCCCUGGACACCCACGCAGUCACCCCCAACUCUCCCUGUUCGCACCAAGUGCAAUUAUACCACUGGAUUGAUGCAACGCAUGCUGAUGUCAGAUAUACGUGUGUGUGUGUGUGUGUGUGUGUGCAUUUGAAUGUGCUUCACAUGAACUAACUCUGACUGUGUGUCUGUAUACAGUAUUUUCUGAUAUCACAUCGCUAUAAACGAACAAUUUGGGCUUCCUGUCUCACACACAAGGCUUUGUGGGUAAUGCUACAUUCACUUUCUGUCAAAUUAACUCUAAAUUUGAGCUGCUGAAACACUCCCACAAGCCUCCUUGGAGGAAUUUGUUGGCAGGUUCUGUCUAAAUAGCCCAAAUGGGGUUUGUCAAACAGAAGAAAUGGAAAAGUGAAAAUGAUCAGUUAUAUUUAUAGCAGCACACUUACUUCCUUUUUAACGGUCUUUGAAAAGAGAAAACUCUUACAUUCAUUCAGAACUAGUAUUUGGGAUGGUGGUGUUACAAACUUUAAAUGUGAAAACUUUUUCUCAUGUGAGGUGAAUUUGGCAUUACUCCAGGAGGGCUCAUGGGCCAGACACAGAGAGGCUGGCCAAUGGGGUCACAAGCACUGACCAAUCAGGGCAGGCCAUGCUACAACAGUAUCUUGAAAUGUAUUCAAGCUUCCUGCACCAUCAGGAACAAAACAGAUGGAAGCUCACACACACUGCUAAGAGUCAAGCACUGAUCUUAUGGUGCUAUAUAUUCAGUAUAAGGGGUCAGAGCCAUGGACAUAAUUAUACUUCACUGUUUAUUAUAUGCAAGAUUUAAGAUGGGGUGUGACCUUUAUAUCUUAAAUGAAACACAGUUAUGUUUUUACUUGUCACACAAUAUUUAAAGCGCUGAUAUAAAAUAUUAAAUGGAAAGCUGAUGUUGUGCUUAGGCCAUACUGUACUGAUAACGACCAUAAAGAAGUGGAUUCAAACAUUGAUCAAUGCAGCUUUCUUACUGAUUGAUCAGUAAAUAGAGACCAAAUAUUUAUACAGUAAAACAUGAAGAAACCUGUGAACAAGCAUGAUUCCCUCUUUCAUAUAUUGUUAGAAAAAGGUAGAAGAGAAUCAUCAUAAUUAUUAAUUUCAAAGGGACUAGGUAAUAUAUAUAUAUCUCAUGCAUAUCAAUAAAGCAAUCAACUGCAGUAUUUCCAUACCAACACCUGUCCUUGGUAGGAAUAAAAAGCUAAUAAAUUGUCUCAUAAAACAGCUGAAUGAUAAAUGUCACAAAGGGAUUGUUCAUGGUGGCAAAAAAAUAUAUAGUUUUGAUUAUCCUUUUUUAUAAAUAUUUGAGCCACUUUAUUAUCAGAUGUGUUUUUUUUUUUAAAUGUAAUUGUUUUAUUUUUAUAUUGUGUAUAAUCUUACUAAAUUUUUUUUUAAUGCAAUGUACAGUAGGCAGUAGCUACUAAAUGAAGACUAGUCGAAAAUGCGAGAAACAGUAUUAAACUUCAUUUUUAAGGUUUCAUGCAAUAUUUCACAUAUAUGUAAUGGUUUGUUUGCAAAUAUGUUAGACACAAUAUGCAACUCAUUCCUUUACCAAAGGAUUAAAACACUAUUUUUUUUUUUUUUUUUGCAAUGUGGAAAAUCAGCCAAACAAAUCAAAUAUCGUCUUUCUGGUUUGGUGUUCGGUCCAUUCUGUUUCCUUAUCAACCAAUCUGAGAUGUAACAAAGAUGAACUGAAUAAAAACCUGUCCAACACAUAGUGAUUGAAAACAAAAGCUGCUGUCAUUGUGUUACAUGAGUCAGGAAACUAUUCAGCUCAGCCAACUAGUUGUCCCCGUCGAACACAGUUUUUAUAGAGUUUUACUGAGAUUGAUGUAUGAUGUGUCAAUAGAGCCACUGAGCCAGAACAAAACCUUUGAGUUCAGAUCCAAGCGACCAACAUGUGCUUUCAAUCUGGACACUCCCAGCACCCCACGGGCUUUCUUUUCAAUUUCGCUCGACUGCUGCCAUGCCGAAAAAUUAGAGGCUGUUUUUUUCUUCCCUAAACUGUAAUAGAAGUCUGGUGCUUGUGGUCAUUGUUAUGGUCUUUGUUGGGUUUUACAUGGUCUAUUUGCUGAGUGCCUGAUUACAGGUGAUAAUCAUAUCAAUUUGCAGCUAAUGUUGCAAUAAUCCUGUAAGUGUAAUCCAUUUCCCAUUAAUGUAAUAGAAGUUAAUAGACAUUAAUUUUAUAUUAUUAUACUAAUUUGUUUAAAAACAUUGCUAAACAACCUAAAACAUUCCAAUUUCCAAAUGAACUGAAACCGCCAUCCAUUCCCAAAUUAGCUUAUAUAUAUAUAUAUAUAUCUGUACAGAGAGAGAGAGAGAGAGAGAGAGAGAGAGAGAGAGAGAGAGAGAGCUACAUCUUGAUACUUCAGUAAACUUUCUAAUGUAUAAUGUGAUAAUUAUCUCACUAACAGGGAAAAUAUACUGCAUUACCUGUGGUAAAAUUUUAUUAAACAAUCUCUCAGCAGCAUUUGUUUCAUUACUGUCUUAUGAUAAUUAAUUUGUUAUAUUAAUCAGACUUGCUUUUUUGUUUAGUACUGUGCCCCCUGUGGAAACAAUCUAGACAAAUACAUAGACUCCUUUAUCAUCGUGCAAAUAGAGCUUUUACAGAAGGUUUGUGUGUAUUCUUGGACCAGGCACACAUUCAGGUUCACAUUCAUUACCAUUACUGUGUUAACAAAUGAAUACAAGUGCAUGUGUUCUACUUUGGACCCCCAGACAAUGUGAAAUAACUUCUUUUGAGGCAGCUUUGGACACAUACACUUCAUAUACAUGAGAUGUAUUAGAGUAUUGCUCUCUGUAUUGUCACUGUUUGUAAACCAAGAGGCAGUAUUUUAGCUAUGAUACUCAAACCCUUCUUCAAUAAAGUCAUAUGAGACAAAAUCAGUUA
Messenger RNA from Dicentrarchus labrax (European seabass), 3500 nucleotides. It is a transcript of the gene cxcl12b, whose product is annotated as chemokine (C-X-C motif) ligand 12b (stromal cell-derived factor 1). NCBI's taxonomy places the organism in Eukaryota, Metazoa, Chordata, Actinopteri, Moronidae. The transcript is spliced from 4 exons. Gene Ontology annotation, biological process: chemokine-mediated signaling pathway; chemotaxis; positive regulation of cell migration. Gene Ontology annotation, cellular component: extracellular region. The coding region runs from base 117 to 425 and encodes 102 amino acids. The record is from RefSeq and is a predicted model, not a curated record. Gene Ontology annotation, molecular function: chemoattractant activity; chemokine activity.